UUCAAGCAAAUCCACAAGCCAUGGGCAAGUCAAUCAUCCUGUUCAGUUUAUUAGCGACGGGCUACCACCUGGUGGAAGCUGGGUUCGUCCCAGUCGGCAUCGGCAUGGGCGGCGGUGGCGUCGGCAUGGGUGGCGCAGGCAUCGGCAUGGGCGGCAUGGGAGCUGGAGGAAUAGGUAUGGGCGGCUACGGCGGAGGAAUCGGGCUCGGAGGAGCAGGCAUGGGACUCGGAGCGGCUAAAUUCAUCGGCGGCGGUGCAGGACUCGGCGGCGCCGGUCUCAUGGGAGCAGGUGCGGGCAUGAUGGGAGGUGCAGGCAUGAUGGGGGGCGCAGGCAUGAUGGGAGGUGCAGGCAUGAUGGGAGGCGCAGGCAUGAUGGGAGGCGGCGCCGGUCUCAUCGGAGGUCCCUUGAUGCACGGCUACGGGGGAGAAAUGAUCAACAACAACGUCUUCAGUGGAGGAAAGAAAAACUUGCAGGAUGAAGCGUUCGAAAAAGCUGGGGGUAGUAAGGGAGAAGAAUUCAACGAGGGUAAAGAGGGCUUCAACAAAGGGGUAGCGGCUGCUAAAAACAGCAAAGGCGAAUCAGCAUACUUCAAUGACGCCACUGGUGCCAAGAAACUCGCCGAAGAUGGUAAAUCCUUCUACGGAGGACAACAUUUCGACAAAGGAGGUAAACAAGGCGGUCAAGUCAACGAAAAGAAAGGACACAAGAAGGGACAUGUCAUCAAGGGCUUCAAAAAUUCUCACCACAAAGACGAAACCAGCAGAACUGAAGAUUUCUACGAUGAGGAAAAUGAUGAAGGCGGCAAAGUCAACUUCAAUGGUGAAUAUGGAGACUUCGGGGCUAAGGGAGCAUCUUCCUUCAAGGGUGGUCACGAAAAUGGAGAAUUUGCCCAAGGUGGUGCGAAGAAACAGGGUCACUUCGACAACGAGCACUUCAUUGAUAACAAUAAUGCUGGGCAUGGGAACUUUGGAGAAAAGAAGUUCGGUGGAAGCGGGGCUGUAUAUGGUGUUAAUAAUGGUAUUGAUGCACACAGCCUUAUGGGACACCAAGCGAACAGCAAGCUCUACAAACACAUGCCUUUUUAUUAGAAAAGGGUGAAAGGGCGUAAAUAUUUAUUUAAAUGUUACCAUAGAGUUUUCUCUUUAUACAACGAAUGCCAUGUUCUUGGUUUAAUAUAUUUUUAUGAUGCUUAUGUAUCAUUGUAUAUUGUACAUAAAAUAUACUUGCAAUUAUGGA
Molecule: messenger RNA, 1236 nt
Organism: Zophobas morio
Lineage: Eukaryota; Metazoa; Arthropoda; Insecta; Coleoptera; Tenebrionidae
Exons: 2
Coding region: 21-1088 (355 amino acids)
Source: RefSeq, a predicted model, not a curated record